UCGUCCGGCAUUAGGAAAGAGAUCUGGAUAGGGACUACGGAUACUACGCCCCUGUAUACUGUUUUGAAUCGAGCGUGGGACGGGAGCUAUUUGCGGCGGAUCAUCCACGCCCUGGCACACCAUGAGUCCGGCGUUGGAUAGAACACCUUACCCGUUAUGGGCGAGGGAUGUUGUCAGUGAUCUCAAAUCGGACGUUGAGGCGUUCUCGAGCUGGGACAAGUGCAUGGCAAAAGCCUACUGCAAGUGGCCAGUUAUUGCUGCGAUUAUUAUCGCCGCUCUUAUUGUCCUUGCGAUCAUUGCAUGUGUCGUCAAUUGUCUGUGCUGUGGUAUUCAAUGCUGCAAAUGUUGUUGUGGUUGUUGUUCCUGGUGCUGCCCGAAACCACGAAACAAGAGGAACAAAACAAAACACCUGGAUGACCCGUACCAGCAACAGCCGAUGCCGUCGAUGCCACCGCCGGCGCCCAUCAACAAUGCCUACAAUGCGCCUUACCACUCGCAGGCGCCUCCUUCGUAUCGUGGUGCAGAGGUGGCUCGGUUCGAUAUGGCAAAGAGCCCGGCAAUUUCAACGUUCAAUGAAGAUGCGUUGCCUGCUAUGCCCACCUGGGACAAUGCUACGAAUAAGAGGAUUGAAGAUACCGCGACAUACGAGGAUGUGGAAAUGAAACCCAUGAACGCUGCAAACAGUGAGCCUCGACGCAGACCAUCGGCAGCUGCAUCGAAUGUGAGCGGUUAUUCGGGACAACCGCCGUUGAGAACGGUCACUCCUGGAGUGCCGCAGAGGACGGGGACUUCUGGCACGCUUAGAUCGGUCACUCCGGGGAUGCCAACAAGAACGGGGACUCCGGGGACGCUUAGAUCGGGGACUCCUGGGAUGCCACAGAGAACGGGAACCCCUGGAAUGCCGCAGAGGACUGGGACGCCUGGAAUGCCACAGAGAACCGGGACUCCUGGGAUGCCGCUCAGAACGGUGACACCUGCCGCCUACCACCCUGAGCCCCAGGAGUUUGACGGUCAUGAUGCAUAUGGACAUAAUGCGUAUGGCCAUGAUACAUAUGGUCAGGACACAUAUGCUCAUGACGCAUAUGGCUACCAGGCUGAACCAAGAUCCCCCGUCUCUCCUUACGAGCACCAGCCAUACAGCGAGUAUCCUCCUGAAGACCGCUUCCAUUCCAUCUCCCCGGCGCCGACAUACACGACUCAACCUCAACCAUAUAUGCCCGUGGACGCAGGACAUUCCCACCCUAUGCCAACGGAUGAGACACAGCCUCACUACAUGAUGGACCCCGUGCAACCGCACCAUAUGCCAAUGGACAGUAUGGAGUCACACUACGCGCCGAUGGACGCCCCUCAAUCGCAUUACAUGCCGACGGACAACAUGCCGCCACAGCGUAUGCCAUCGGAUGCCACCAUGUACGGACACCAGGCGCCGAUUGACAGGACGUACUCCCCGGCUCCAGCAUUCCAUUCAGCCAUGAAUGCCCCUCGCCCGAUACCGUAUCGCCAACCGUCUCCGGCAGUCGGCCAAACACCCGCCUAUCGAACCUAUACUCCUUAUUCUCCCGCAUCUCCCACGUCACCCCCUCCGCCUUUUAGUGCGACGCCUGCACCCCAUGAAGAAACUGACGCGGGCAGGCCCCCGAGUGUUUUGCAAAGUGGACGCAGGCCGGCUCACAACUUUUAAACCUCGUUUCGGAAGUCCAUAACAAUUUUCUUUUCGCCAACAGCUGAAGCUCCGGUGCUUUCGCGGCCAGAAUAUUACAUUCUCCUGCCAGUGGCUGGCUUGCAGCUCCCCGACAAUCACUGU
This is a messenger RNA of Aspergillus heteromorphus CBS 117.55, 1804 nucleotides long. RefSeq lists its product as uncharacterized. NCBI's taxonomy places the organism in Eukaryota, Fungi, Ascomycota, Eurotiomycetes, Eurotiales, Aspergillaceae. Gene Ontology annotation, cellular component: cellular bud neck; plasma membrane. The record is from RefSeq and is a predicted model, not a curated record. The transcript is spliced from 2 exons. Bases 122 to 1681 code for a protein of 519 amino acids.